UCUUUAAACAAACUUUCCGUGGGACUGCCUGCCUUCCUCUCGCUGCUGUGUUGGAAGCUGACAAAAGGGCUUUGGAAGGCGCCUUCCUUUCUACCUUCAGUGGAGGUUCAUCGGUCCAGCCGCCACCAUGUCCAGCAAACGAGCAAAAGGGAAGACCACCAAGAAGCGCCCGCAGAGGGCCACUUCCAACGUCUUCGCCAUGUUCGACCAGUCUCAGAUCCAGGAGUUCAAAGAGGCCUUCAACAUGAUCGACCAGAACCGGGACGGCUUCAUCGACAAGGAAGACCUGCACGACAUGCUGGCCUCUCUGGGUAAGAACCCUUCCGACGAGUACCUGGAGGGCAUGAUGAGCGAAGCGCCUGGUCCCAUCAACUUCACCAUGUUCCUCACCAUGUUCGGAGAGAGGCUGAACGGAACCGACCCGGAGGACGUCAUUCGCAACGCCUUCGCCUGCUUUGAUGAGGAAGGAUCGGGUGUGAUCCAUGAGGACCACCUGAGGGAGCUCCUCACCACCAUGGGCGAUCGCUUCACAGAUGAAGAAGUGGACGAGCUCUUCCGUGAAGCUCCCAUCGAUAAGAAAGGCAACUUCAACUACGCAGAGUUCACCCGCAUCCUCAAGCACGGCGCCAAAGACAAAGACGACGAAUAGAACCUCAGUCCUGCCAAGCCAGCCCCGCUCCUCUCUGAAAGCCAGUGCAGGAAGUGAUGUGUGAUGCUUGUUCGGUCCUGGAAGUCAGGGGUUUGGGAUGGUGAAAGAUUCACUCCAGUCUUCUCUCACGCACUUUUCAACUUGCUUCUUCAGGGAGGGCCGUGUGAAGUGUGUAUCAGAAGUGGCAGCUCUCGACCACACGACAGCGGGAAGUUUAAAUCCAGGCUUGUCGACAAUCACACCAUUUAAUUCUUUGAGAUUUUGGAAGCUUAAAACUAAAUUACGCUCUGAACAGUUGGUCAUAGGAUUUUGCAAAAGGCUCGUGAAGGUUGAUGUGUUGGGCUGUUUGUUAUAUAAAUGAUAUCGCAGCUUAUUUGUUCGUUUGGCCGUUUCCUGCAAAGCCAUGAUACUAUUUUUACUUUUCCAAAUAAACAAAUAUGUUUGAGUCCGUGAA
Molecule: messenger RNA, 1103 nt
Organism: Synchiropus splendidus (mandarinfish)
Lineage: Eukaryota; Metazoa; Chordata; Actinopteri; Syngnathiformes; Callionymidae
Gene: myl9b
Product: myosin, light chain 9b, regulatory
Exons: 4
Coding region: 128-649 (173 amino acids)
Biological process (GO): myofibril assembly; platelet aggregation
Cellular component (GO): cytoplasm; myofibril; stress fiber
Molecular function (GO): calcium ion binding
Source: RefSeq, a predicted model, not a curated record